AUUACAACCAUGUCUGCCAAACCUAUUAGAGAAUAUGAUGGCAAGUUGUUAUUAGCUUAUCACUUGUUACGUGCUCCUUUGUUAUCAAAUGACCAACAAACAUCAUUAUUCACACCUGCUGCUACCAAGUUGGCUCAAGUUAAUGUGGAUACUUCUCUUAAACAAGCUGGUCCAGGUACUUUUGAAACUGCUUUAAAACAACAAUUGGAUCUUUUGGAACAAUCUCAUCCUUGGUUAUUAACAGACAAGUUGGUGGCCAAACCUGAUCAAUUAAUCAAACGACGUGGAAAACACGGUUUAUUAACUUUGAAUAAAUCUUGGUCUGAAGCUCGUCAAUGGAUUGAAGAACGUGCUGGCAAAGAAAUUCAGAUUGAAAGAACGACCGGUGUAUUGAAAACUUUCUUGGUGGAACCUUUUACUCCUCAUCCUUCUAAUACUGAAUAUUAUAUCUGUAUCAAUUCUGAACGUGAUGGUGAUAAUAUCUUAUUUACUCAUGAAGGUGGUAUUGAUGUUGGUGAUGUUGAUGCUAAAGCUCUCAAGUUACUUGUCAAGGUCGAUGAAGAAUUUCCCUCUCCUUCUACUAUCAAGGAAACUCUUUUGAAAGAUGUACCCGAAUUCAAACGUGAUGUCUUGGUGGACUUUAUUACUCGUCUUUAUGCUGUCUAUGUUGAUUUACAUUUCACUUAUUUGGAAAUCAAUCCUCUAGUCGUUACUGAUCCUGUUGAAGGUCAAACUCCUCAAGUUAUGUAUUUGGAUUUGGCUGCCAAGUUGGAUCAAACCGCUGAAUUCGAAGCUGGUCCUAAAUGGGCAAUCGCUCGUUCUCCUCAAAACACUGGUGUCGUCACUUCUGAACAACAUGUUGAUCAAGGUCCCCCCAUGGUUUUCCCUGCUCCUUUUGGUCGGGAAUUAACAAAGGAAGAAGCUUAUAUUCAAGAAUUGGAUGGUAAGACAGGUGCUUCUCUCAAAUUGACUGUACUCAAUAAAGAUGGUCGUGUUUGGACAAUGGUUGCUGGUGGUGGUGCUUCUGUUGUUUAUUCUGAUGCUAUUGCUGCUCUUGGUUAUGCAAAUGAAUUGGCAAACUAUGGUGAAUACUCUGGUGCUCCUACUGAAACUCAAACUUAUGAAUAUGCCAAGACUAUUUUGGACUUGAUGACUCGUGGUGAUGCUAAUCCUCAAGGCAAGAUUCUCUUUAUCGGUGGUGGUAUUGCUAAUUUCACCAAUGUCGCUACUACUUUCAAGGGUAUUAUUCGUGCUUUGACUGAAUUCAAGCGUGCUUUGAUUAAUCAUAAGGUUCGUAUUUUCAUCCGUCGUGGUGGUCCUAACUAUCAAGAAGGUCUUCGUGCCAUGCGUCAAUUGGGUGAAACUCUUGGUGUGGAAAUUCAAGUAUUUGGUCCCGAAACUCAUAUCACUGAAAUUGUACCUUUGGCUCUUGUUGGUAAAUCUUCUGAUAUUAAUGGUGCUGUCUCUGCUGGUAAUGGUGCUUCUUCUGGUAAUUUAUUCCAAGAUCAACUUCUCGGUACUUCGACCCCUGUUUCUCAAGCCAACAGUCCAAAACUCAAGAUCGCCGAUGAUAACGCUACUCCUUCUGAUAUCAGCAAUCGUAUGCAAUACUUCGAUAACAGUCAAAGUGAAACCCGUGAAUGGUACCGUCCCUUCACCAGCAAGACUCGUGCUUUUGUAUAUGGUAUGCAACCUCGUGCUGUCCAAGGUAUGCUUGAUUUUGAUUUUAUGUGUAAGCGUGAAGCUCCUUCUGUGGCUGCUAUGGUUUAUCCCUUUGGUGGUUCUCAUGUGCAAAAAUUCUACUGGGGUACCAAGGAAACAUUGAUUCCUGUUUUCACCUCUCUCAAAGAAGCUGUUGAACGAUUCCCUGAAGUUGAUAUGGUUGUGAACUUUGCCUCUUGUCGCUCUGUCUAUGAAUCUACUCGUGAACUCUUCUCUUAUUCCUCUCAAAUCAAGACAAUCGCCAUCAUCGCUGAAGGUGUACCUGAACGUCGUGCUCGUCAACUCUUACAUGAAGCUGAACGUCGUCAAGUACUCGUGAUUGGUCCUGCUACUGUUGGUGGUAUCAAGCCUGGAUGUUUCAAGAUCGGUAAUACUGGUGGUAUGAUGGAUAACAUUGUGGCUUCUAAGCUUUAUCGACCUGGUUCCGUUGCAUACGUAUCCAAAUCUGGUGGUAUGUCCAAUGAAUUGAACAAUAUUGUGUCCCGUACUACUGAUGGUGUUUAUGAAGGUGUGGCUAUUGGUGGUGAUCGUUAUCCUGGAUCUACUUUCAUCGAUCAUUUACUUCGUUACGAACAAGAUCCUAACUGUAAGAUGCUUGUGUUACUUGGUGAAGUGGGUGGUGUAGAAGAAUACAAGGUGAUUGAAGCUGUUCGCAAUGGUACAAUCAAGAAACCAGUGGUUGCCUGGUGUAUCGGUACUUGUGCCAAGAUGUUCACAACUGAUGUCCAAUUCGGUCACGCUGGUGCCAUGGCUAACUCUGAUCUCGAAACUGCUGAUGCUAAGAACAAGGCUAUGCGUGCUGCUGGUAUCGUUGUUCCUGACACUUUUGAAUUGAUGCCUCAAGCUUUAGCCGAUACUUUUACUAAACUUGUUCAAGAUGGUAUUGUGAUUCCUCGUGCUGAACCUGAAGUUCCUAAGAUUCCUAUUGAUUACUCCUGGGCUCAAGAAUUAGGUUUGGUUCGUAAACCUGCUAGUUUUGUCUCUACUAUUGUUGAUGAUCGUGGUCAAGAACUUUUGUAUGCAGGUAUGCGUAUUACUGAUGUUUUCAAAGAUGAUAUUGGUAUUGGUGGUGUUUUGUCUCUUCUUUGGUUCAAGCGUCGCUUACCUGAUUAUGCUGGCAAGUUUAUUGAAAUGGUACUUAUGUUGACAGCUGAUCAUGGUCCUGCUGUGUCUGGUGCUAUGAAUACCAUCAUCACUACUCGUGCUGGAAAGGAUUUGAUUUCAUCAGUAGUAUCUGGUUUGUUGACCAUCGGUGAACGAUUUGGAGGUGCAUUGGAUGGUGCUGCUACUAGUUUCACAAAGGCAUAUGACAGUGGCAUGACCCCUCGUGAAUUCGUGACAUCCAUGCGAAAGGCUAACAAAUUGAUUCCUGGUAUUGGACACAAGAUCAAAUCUCGUACUAACCCCGAUAUGCGUGUGGAAUUGGUGAAAUCCUAUGUCAAGAAGAACUUCCCCAACACUCCUAUCUUGGAUUAUGCUUUGAAGGUGGAAGAAAUUACUACUAGCAAGAAGGAUAAUUUGAUUCUCAAUGUGGAUGGUUGUAUUGCGGUAUCAUUUGUGGACUUAUUACGUGAAUCCAAUGCAUUCACCCCUGAAGAAGCCGAAGAAUACAUGCGUAUUGGUACUUUGAAUGGUCUGUUUGUAUUAGGUCGUACUCUUGGUUUCAUCGGUCAUCAUUUGGAUCAAAAGCGUCUCAAGCAAGGCCUAUACCGACAUCCUUGGGAUGAUAUCUCUUACUUGCUUCCUUCUUUGGAACCUGAAUCCUUGGAUCCUCGACGUAUCACUGCUCGUGUCAAUGUUCAACCCAAAUAGAUUAGUGACCUUUCCCUUUAAUUUUUUUUUUUUUUUAAUUAUCAUAUUUAUAUAUACACACCUCUUUUUUAUAGUAUGUUAUAGUAACACUUUUUUUUUCUAUCACUUAUUAGGAUCCAUUCCCCCCCCUUUUUUUUUUUAAUUCAUCCUUUGUAUACAUCUUCUCAAUUUGAAUAAAAAUGAACCCAAACCCAUUUGUCUAAAUAUAUCAAUAAAAUAGUCUAGUUGCAAAGUCCCAUUCUGUCAAAUGUUUGAUGAUUUACU
Molecule: messenger RNA, 3798 nt
Organism: Halteromyces radiatus
Lineage: Eukaryota; Fungi; Mucoromycota; Mucoromycetes; Mucorales; Cunninghamellaceae
Product: citrate synthase-like protein
Exons: 3
Coding region: 10-3534 (1174 amino acids)
Biological process (GO): acetyl-CoA biosynthetic process; tricarboxylic acid cycle; citrate metabolic process
Cellular component (GO): cytosol
Molecular function (GO): ATP citrate synthase activity
Source: RefSeq, a predicted model, not a curated record